Messenger RNA from Rhizophagus irregularis DAOM 181602=DAOM 197198, 967 nucleotides. Lineage: Eukaryota; Fungi; Glomeromycota; Glomeromycetes; Glomerales; Glomeraceae. The record is from RefSeq and is a predicted model, not a curated record.
UUCCAAAAUAAACCAGCAAUAUAAACCCUUUUUUUUUUUUUAUUCAUAUAAUGAACGAUAAUAACGAUAAGGUUUAAUUAAAUUAUGUUUGACUUGUCUUCCACAAAUGGCGUAAAUAUUAUUUACCGUUUAUUUAAAAAAAAAACUUUAUCGAAAUUAAGAACCGAAAGAAUCAAAAUUGAAAUAUCACCAUCCCCUACCUAAGCCCAGCCUUAAUAGUAACAAAUAAUGCUUAUUACUUUUUAGCGUCAAAAAAAAUGCAAAUGAUUUGAUUGAUUAUGAUGCAUAAUAAUGAUUUAUUUGAUUUGAUUGAUAUAUGUAUUCUAAAUAAUUGAUCAUAACAGGUAUUUAUAUCGUGCAUUGUGCGCAGAAUUUUUGAUUGGAACAAUACCUCGCUUUCUAUUAGAUUAUAAUUGGAUGAUAUUUGAUGUAAUAUAUUCUCCGUAUUACCAUAUGUUCUUUUCCUUAUUUAACUUAUUCAUGUUGUGUUUUGUUUAUCAAAUUUUAAGUGACUUAUUAUUUUUUAUUAUUUUUAUUAUUAUUUCUCUUUUAAUGUUUCGUUUUCAUAUACAUUUAUUAUUUAAAAUGUAUAAAAAAUACUUGUAUGAAUUUUGUUUGGAAUUGAUUUACUAAUUGUUUGUUUUUUUUUUACCGCCAAGAAAAAAAGAUUUUAAAUCAGAAUUAACAAAAAAUCGUGAAUUUUCCAAUACAAAGAUAUAGAUUCCUAGGACAUGCGGAACAUUAUACCAUAUUACCAUUCUACAUGGGAGAUAUUAUACACAGGGGAGUGUAAAAGAGUUUCUAACAGGGGGAUAUAUAAUUUCGAGUAUAAUAAAAGAAACGCGUUUAAUCUUUAUUAGAGCGCGAGAGUAAGUAUUAUUAGAAAGUAUUUAAUUUAUUAAUAAAAAUUGAAUCAAAAAGGUCGAUUUUUCGACAAUUUUAUAAAUAUACCAUUCGUUAAAAUGAA